This is a messenger RNA of Branchiostoma floridae (Florida lancelet), 1261 nucleotides long. RefSeq names its product mediator of RNA polymerase II transcription subunit 21-like. Gene Ontology annotation, biological process: regulation of transcription by RNA polymerase II. The record is from RefSeq and is a predicted model, not a curated record. Lineage: Eukaryota; Metazoa; Chordata; Leptocardii; Amphioxiformes; Branchiostomatidae. Gene Ontology annotation, cellular component: mediator complex. The coding region runs from base 150 to 608 and encodes 152 amino acids. The transcript is spliced from 5 exons. Gene Ontology annotation, molecular function: transcription coregulator activity.
AUUUUUGUAUAAAUGAGAGUGUAGACAUAUGGAAAGUGACAAAAUAGUGACUACACAGGUGACACCUACUUCACAUAUGAAUCAUCAGGUAUCAUCUGGUAGAUUCAAUAUGCAUUAUUAUUUUGCGUAUAGUUGCUGUCGAAUCAAUCAUGGCUGACCGACUCACACAGUUGCAAGAUGCAGUGCACCAGAUGGGAGAACAUUUCUGUAACAGUAUAGGCAUCCUCCAGCAGUGUGCACCGGCUAGUAACUUCCCUGACUUUGACAAAUCUGCAGCUCCAGUUGACAAGGACCAAGUUGCCACUCAAGAAGAAUAUACACAGCUUUUUGCCCAGCUAAUAGCAAGAACUGCCAAGGACAUAGAUGUGUUAAUCGACUCACUACCGAAUGAAGAGUCUACUGCAGAGUUACAGGCACAGAGCCUACAAAGACUUGAACAGGAUAACCAAGAUGCGGCACGUAAACUUGAAGAUGUGGUGAGGAGAGGAGAGGUCCUGUUGGAACAGAUACAGAAGGCUCUGAGUGAGAUCGCAGAGACACAACUCAAGACACAGAGUUCACAGAAAAUACCAAAAACUGUAGACAAGAAAGAGCCAAAGCAAACCUAGGGUCCAAUGUGUACUAUACUAUACUAUACUAGCCUGGAAGUGAAUCAAGGGUUUGAUUUUCUCUGUCAGAAUGACUAUUGCAACACCAUUACAGAGCACCCUGCAACUUAAAAUGAUAAUCUUUUUACUGAUUCCAGACUAUUCUGAAGUGAUCAAACAACAGAUGUCCAGGCUAUAAUUGUACAUAAUCUGUUUCUCCUUUAUGGAAGGAGUAACACAAUGAUUUAAGAGAGAAUUGUGCAGCUAAAAUAAGCUGUCUGUACUGCAUUCUCCUGGCAAGACGAUCUGCUGUUGUCCAAUCUCUACUAACGUGUAUAUGUAUGGAAUCUUGCUAUUUCUUGUAACAAAAUCUGUUGUCAGUGAAAUGGUAUUUCAUGAAGUUCAGAACUAUACCAGUUGGAUGUAAUGUGUAACAUAUUUUUGUAUGCAAGGUCAGUGCAUAUUUAACUUACAGGUAUUAUGAAACCUCUAAUGUAUGUCUACCACAGGAACUGACAAUGCCACAAAGUAACUUUGUUACUGCAUAUGACUGUAUUGCAUUACAUUUUUGUAUAAGAACUUUACAUCCUUUACUCCUAUGUGCCUCUUUUUGAUGAGUGUUGGGUUCUUAUAUGUGCAGAGGUUUGACAAAUGAUACACAUGAAAGUCCUUUU